Messenger RNA from Zeugodacus cucurbitae (melon fly), 8149 nucleotides. Its product is annotated as dual specificity protein kinase splA. NCBI's taxonomy places the organism in Eukaryota, Metazoa, Arthropoda, Insecta, Diptera, Tephritidae. The coding region runs from base 5083 to 6792 and encodes 569 amino acids. The transcript has a single exon. The record is from RefSeq and is a predicted model, not a curated record.
UGUUAUUCAAACUGACUUCAUUUUGCUUAAACCAUUAGUGCAAAUUGAAAGUUGUCGAUUAAAAAAGGGAAUAAUCUAACACUGAAUAUUAAUGUAAUUGAGAUUCAAUUAAAAUUAUAGUUUUAAACUCAAAGAGUCUGCAUUUAUUGAUCCUAGAAGCAUUACAACUUACAAAAUAUUUUACUUUUCUGUAAAUUACCUCGAUUACUUUCAAUUUCUCACUAUUAUUCAUUAUUUCUCUCAUGUCAUAGAUUUCAGAAAGUGGGAGAUAAACUUCCAUUUUAAUUUAUGAUAAACUAAUUUCUAAUUGAGCAAUUAGUUAAUUGCUUCAUUAGUGAUCCUGGAAGUAUUACAACCAAAUACUUCAGUUUUCUGACAUUUAGGUAAUCAUAACUAGUCGCUUUCUCUUUAAAAAAUAUUUUAUCUCUCUUAUACUCCAAAUUAUUGUCAAUUAAGUACCAAUUGGCCAAUUAGUUAAUUGCUUCAUUAGUCUAAAAGUUAAGAAAAUUUUAUAUCUGCAAAUUAUAGUUUAUUAAUAUUUUGAAAAGUUUUGUUGGUUAAUUUGGAAAACGAGGUAGAAAUGCUUAACUUGAUAUAUGAAUUGUCGGUCUUAUGAAGAUAAAGACCGAGAUGGCUCAAUUCAAGAAUACAAAAUAAAAUAUGCUUGCUUAUUAUUUUGAGGUAUUUAGCACUCUGACUCAGAAGCAGAUUACCAAGCAAACUAAGAAGUUAAAAUCCUUAUUAUUGGAUAUACAUAUGCGGUCUAGGGGUAUAUUUCGACAUAUUUCUUUCAAUUCGGCAAAAAUUUGGAUCAUAAUUAAUAAAUUAUGGGUACUCUCUAUCUUUAGAUAUACAUAUGUUUGCAAUAUUCGUUGUAAAGUUAAGCAUUGGAACAAAGUUGAUUUUACUUUGUAUAUCAAGCCCAUCUAUAUAAAUGUAAGGGUCGAUAUAGACUGCUUUCUGAUCAGAGCUACCACACACAAUAGGCACUAUUUGUGAUUGGCUUUAUUUGCUUAGUCUUCAGCUUUUGUUUAGAAGGCUAGAGACCGAAUUGAAUUUGAAAUAGAUUUUUAUAAAAAAGGAGGCGUAGUUGUUGUCUAAUUUCGUCCUUUUUCGAACUGUAUUAACAGAACAUAAACGGUCAUGAAGUGUCUGAGAUAUGAUAUUUUUCUUGAAGUGGGCUGUGCCACGCCUAUAAUUCAAUUUUGGAUCCAACUAAAUAUAUAUUCUCUGGAGAGUCAGAUAUUUAAUGAAAGCAUAGUGCUUCUGAACUGAUUAAAAGGCAAAUAUUCGGAGAAAAGUCCAUUUCGUACUACUGAUGGUGAUGUAUUCAAAUAUGAACUUGGGCUAUUUGCUUUCAGCCCAAACAAUCAUCUUAUGAAAAUUCCUCAAUAAUGAAGAUUAGUCACAAAGUCAAGCUCAGACAAAGGUGACAAUCAAAAUGGUACGUGAGAAAUUUUAUUAAAAAUAAAAUAUAAGGUACCGCCUGGAAGCACGUGCUCUUCAAUUGGCGCUGCUCAUACUUAAGCAGCUUCUUUAGCUAAACUUUUUGCCGUAGUCAAUUUGUUUUUUAUUUGUCUUCGCUGUUGACUGACAGUUGGCCUCGUGCACUUGCGAAUGAAUCAACAACAAAAACACUAAGAUAAGUAGCACGUUUUGAAAUAUAACACACCUCACAGUUAACUGACUGAGUCAGCCAUGAGCUCCAGGAUACCAACGCUAGCAACCUACACACAAUGGCUGUACGCCUGGACGCUUACGCUCCGCCAUGGAUUGCUCUUUCGCCUAAAAGUGUUGCCGUGGGAGCAUUUUAGUCAUCAAAAUACAGGAAAACCAAGUAGAGGAGUGAGUGAGCGGGUAAAGGUGAUGAGGGGAUGUAGCAGUUGAGAGCGAACAGCAAUGUUAAAUGAGAGCCAACAGCGCUGCUGUUCCAUAAGAGCCUUGAAAUACAUGGUAAAGAGGAGAAUAAACAACAAAGCGCGGAAGUGAGUAAAUGAAAUACCAAAAAAGGACAAAAACAAACACAAAAAAAUGGUGAAAGCAAAAGUUAAUAACUGGCGCGUGUUGCUGGCUGUCACAUUGACAGUUCAAUAUGCUGCAGAGAGCGUAAAACAAAGUGAGAGUGUUAGUCAAGUUACGCUCACAGCUCUCACAUUUAAGUGAGCCUGUGGCACGAAUACCAAUCGGUUUUAACGGCAAUGCCUACUUAAACUACUUUCACGAACAAUCUCUACGCUGCUGCGACGUCGCCUUCGCAACGAAGUGAGGAACAAAAUAACACUGACCGCAGUAGCAGCAGCAGCGGAAACGCCACAAGCCACGACGGCCGCCACGACAUGCGGAGUACAAUGUUGAAUAAAGGAAGUGAAGUAGUUGAAAGUUGAAUUGUUGCAAAGGAGCAAAAGGAAAUAUGAGAAACGCUUUGCUGCGCUCUUCGGCGUCUGCCUUGCAAUUAUUGUUGUGCUGGUCGUCGACACGUGUUUUUUUUGUUGCUUACGGUGCCUUAACUAGCCGUAUGUAUGCUCGCGCUCGCUCACAUAGCUCAGUUAUAGUUGGGUAUGACGGUUCGCUGGCUAGCUAGUUGGCUGGUUUGGUUGCUUGGUUUACUGGUAUUGCUCACAACAGACUGGUUACGCGAAGCGAAGUGAAGUUGAUGCGAUUUAUUUGUUGUUUGUUGCCAAACGAAUGCGGUGAACUAGCGCGCUGAGUGCUGUGCUGUGCUGUGCGCUGUGCCGAGCUGAGUUGAACUCUGUGAGCCGUGAAAUCUGGUGAAUGUCGUGUGUCUUCAACCAGUCACCAAUGGCACUACUAACCGAUUUAAAUAAGCGUCGCUCAUGUGUGCGCGUGUGUGUGGUGGUCGCUGCUGGCGCCGUCAAGAUUUGAUUUGAAAUUCUAUGACCGAUUGUGGCAUCAAAGACAUUUGUGCAAAGUGGAGUUGUUGAAAUAUUAAGCAAACUUCAGUGUGUGGCGAAUAUAGUUAUCUGUAGUGGUGAUUUAAAUAUAUAAAAUAAAAUAAAUAAAAGCACAAAAUGAGCAAUCAAAUGACAAAUAUUUAAAAAAUAUUCAAGAAAUAAUAUUAAAAAAGCUCCAAUAGCGCUUAUAACACUUGUGCGCCUAAAAGUAUGUAAAUCUGCAUUUCGUGAUGCAACAUAUAAAGUGAAAAUUGUGUGGUGCAGCAAAAAAGAAAAUAUAUAUUAUAUAUAUAAUAUAUUUAUAUGGCAAAUGCAGCAUGUCAGUAAAUGCAAAAAAAAAAUUCCAAUAAAUAUGGCACAAAUGCAACAACAUGUGACAACGCCUAAAAACAUGCAACGAAAAAGGGAAUUUACAAAAAUCUGACCUUGCGUCAGUUGCUAUGCAAGCGGUUAAAUACAAAAGCGUGUGUGUGUGUUGUGAAAAUAUAAAUUUUCAAAAAAAGUAAAAUUAGCAAGAAAAAUAAAAAUAUUUUUCAAACAAACGAUAAUGCUUAAUGACGGUAAUUAUUUUUUUCCAAAUGCUUAGUGCUUAGUAACAGCUUAGUUAAGUGGGUGUUAGCGCGACAUCUUGACAUUUAUGACAUUCUCGCAACUGUUGAUUGAUUGUUAAAAAUUAAAAAGUAAAAUAUAUUGGCAUAAAAUAGUGCGCACUUAGCUCAUUUAGUAAAUUGCGCAACUGCUGUGAUAACAAGUGGCUUAUAUGAAUACAAAUAUUUAAUGAAAUGCAUAAAUGACAAAGCAUUUUUGUUUAACUACAUACAUAAGGAUAUACAAGUAAUUAGAAGCAAUUAAUAUUUUGGUUGUGCGUAUCAAGCUAGUAAAUUAUAAAUGUGCACAAAAAUUACACAAAUUUAAUAAACUUCAACAACGAAUUAAGCUUAUAGCAUAUACGCCUACAAAUAUGCUAUUCAUAUAAAAAUUAAUGAAAAUAAUAAACGUGUGCUGAAAAAUAUUAGUAGCACCGAGAAAAAUAUCAGUGAAAUAAGCACGCUGAACGUUAACUGCCAGUGAACAUUCCAUUAUAUUAACGAAAUCGAAAGUAAAAACACAAAAAUUUAAUAGUUUCUAAGAAAAACAAGUUGUACACGCGCAAAAAAUGCACUAAAAUAUCAAAGUAAACUUUUAAUCGUGUUAUUUUAUGCAAACUUUACAAAAAACGCAUUUUUUGGAAACUCACCACACCGUGGUGAAAAAGUAUUUUUACACGCUAGAGCUGGAAAUGAAGUUACUUUGAGUUUGAAAUAUAAAAUUAAAAUUUUCGGCUACUACCACUCAUAUGACAUGCUUCAAUAGUGCAUUAUAAAAAUUCCAUGCUUUGAAAAGUAUAAAGAUGCAAAAAAUGUUGUAAGAAGUAGUGAUUGUGUCACUUCUCUCAAGUUUAAAGUGCAAAAACAAGUUUAAUUAAAACUCUUUCUCUCGAGAAGAAAUUAUUGUGUGAAAAUUUUGUUGUGAAGGAACGGAAUGAUUGACUAAAACCACAUCAAUUCAAGACACUUUUAGAAUAAUACUAGAUGCACUUGUUAGAACCUCAUCAUUCCACGGCAGUUCGGAUUUAAAACAAACAACUUAACAAUAAAUUUAUUGAAAAAGCAAAAAAAAAAACGCACAUUUUGUUAAUAGCGGUAUUACUAUUAGAAACUCGCAUAUAGUAAUUUAGAAAAAAAUACGAUUUUCAAAACUCAACACGCUGCUUUAAAACACAAAAUAACAGUAUCAACUAAGAUAAGUCGACACAUGUUUCCAAAUAUUACUCACUAAAUUAAAAAAUAAUAAUCAGCCAUACUCAAAACACCAUGGUGAAUUUGAAACAGAUGUGAAUUCCGUUAUGAAACUACAAAACCAUAUAAUAAACAAAUGUGAAACGGUUUCAAAGCAAACUGCACUUUCGAAAGCAAUCAGCAACAAAGCAAUACUGAAAACAUAAGCCACUUAUUCUACUCAAAACUCAACUUAUAAAAAUAUGUUCAAAAACUAACACAAUCGCUUAAAAGCAACUAAUUGACAAACAAAAAUAUCAAAGCGCAACAUUUAACGCACCGCACUACAGCAAGCAACAAACAAUUCAAAACUCACCACACUUGUUAAGAAAGUCCAACAUUAACGCAGCGCCAUGGGAUCACAUGGUGCGGGCGCAUGCGAUUGCUGCGGCGGAGGCGCCGGUGGUAGCUCAUCCACCGUUAGCAACAAUGGCAACAGCGAUGCACCACAGCGGCAACAACAGCAACAAGGAGAACAAAGCAAUAACAACAGUCCACAACGACAACGACCGCAGGGGCAACAGCAACAACUUGAGCAUCCACAAUUUCCGCCGCACAUGUUCGGCGCUGCCGCCGCUUUACACUUGCGACGCGAGCGCGAACCACCACAAUUGCCGCCGCUGCCUAUUGUGCCGAUUAUGCCACCGCGCCCACCAACCGCGCAGCAACAAGCGCAACAUCAUUUAGGCGUGCCGGCUGUGGCGAUAAUUGCACCGCGCGGUCACCGACACCAGCAAACGCAAGACCAACAGAACAACAAUAACAAUAAUAUAUUUGGAGGCGGCGGUGUGGGCGCGGGUGGUGGCGCCGCACAAACGCAACACGCCAGCAUCGCACACUACAUCAAUCAAGUGAAUAUGCAUAUGAAUCUGAGCAAUAAUAACAACACCAAUACAGGCAGCACUGGCGUUGUUGCUGUUGGCGCCACCGGUGGCACCACUACGAAUGCGCUUAGUGUAAGCGCCACCACCGGCAGCGGUCAACAAAACUAUAAUAACAACAAUCAUAUUUAUGUGAAUCCACAUUCGUACGAUAUGCAGAGAGCGAGCGGCGCGGCACCGCGUAUGCAACAAAACAACAACAACGCCACGAAUACAACCACCACCAGCACCAAUAAUAAUAGUAAUCUGAAUAGAAGCAACAGCAACAAUAACACGAACACCAGCAACACAAGCAUCUCGCAACACACCACCGCCACCGGCUCGACCGCAGUCGCCAUGCCACCGCAACAACACGCAGCAAACGCGCGCACGAAUCACACUCAACCACCGCCGCCGCAGAUCACCACCACAGGCGUUGGACCGCCGGGCUUCGAUUGGCAUUUCACGAACGGCUCAAGUAGCGCUACCGGCGGUGGCGGCGGCGCCUUUGGCGGUUUCGAGCUGACGCGCCAAUUCACCUCCUCCACGCUGAGCACACUCAAUACAUAUCUAUUUCCGUGCGGCGCCGACUCGGCCGGCACCAUUGGCGGCGUGACGCUGAACAGCGGCAGUGGCUCGUGCGAUUUGGACAGCAACUUCAGUCAGAUGGUCGCCGGCAGCGAGGGUGGCGCCAGCUCCACCUUCAGCUCUGGACUGGGCUUCAUCAACAAACGGCGCAUACGUCGCCUCUUCGGUGUCGGCACACCAGAUCACCGCUGCACUGGCGCGCAUGCGGCAGCUGUGCGACGACGCAGCUCGCCGCUGGUGCACUUUCAAACCGCCGCUUUGGCCAAGAAGAAGCAACAACAAAUGGAGCGCGAAGCAACUGUUGCUUCGGCCAAUGCGGCGCUGUUCGAGCAGAAGAAGAAGAAAAAGAAGGAGAAGAAGAAACUGCCCGGUCCACCGCAACAGGUGCGCGCGCAGUCGUCGCGUCAAAUGGAGGAUCCGAUGAUGAAUCGGCCUCGACGUCAAAACACCACGACCACCAAGAAGGACAGGGAGAAGGAACAGCUGGAAUUCCAAUUGAAGAUAUUGCAACAGCUGCAGCUACAACAAUUGCAAAAACAACAGCAACAAGAUGUCGAACUGGACAUGGAGUAUAUCUAUGAGAAGUACCCACACAAAAUAAGAUUUUUUAAAUAAAUUUUUGAAAUAAAAAAUAUUUGCGUUAAGUUUUCCAAAGCACUUUUAGCAACGCGCCCACACGCCUUUUGAGUGCCAAGCAUUUUACGCUUAAGCAGUUUAUAAUACAUAUAUAUAUAUAUAUAUUUAUUGAAAAUAAAAGUAAAAUUUUUAUACAGCAGCUUUGUUUCAUUUGAUUUGUGUAUGGUUUUCUUCAUUUCAGUGCAACGCCGAUUUACAGUACGCUUCAAAGCUUUUAUAUACUAGAAUAUGCGUUAUUUAUUCACCACACAUGCACACACACUUGCAUAGUUGCCGUUGUUCUUGAUUAUGUUUUGCUCACGUAGUUUUGUCUUUGGCUUUUCUUUGAUUUUCAUGCAGCGCUAAUACUUGUUUUUGUUCCACACCAAUUGAAUUUGUUUGUUAACGCUACAGUAUUAUCCACUUAAAUGAAUCAAAUUGAACAUCAUUUGAAAUGCUUUUAAGCGAAAAUUUUAAGUUUAGUGAAUAAUUAUAUUAGAAAUAUAUAAUUUAAUGAGUUCCUCAAUUGAUUCAAACCAAAUAUUUGCAGCACUUUAAAUUCAAUUGGGGUUGAGAAUACUGUAUAUUUCACAUACAUGCUUCUAUCCCAAAAAGUUUGAACUUUUUAGUAGUAGCUUAUUAAUUUUGUGAGAGCUUUUUUGAGCCGUAUCUAAAUAUUUAAACAAACUUGAUUAGGAUCUACAACUUUGCUUCCGCCGUUUUCCAAUAGAUGUCUCUAGGCUCAAGCACUGGUCGAUUAAAUCGAUUAAAUCGUUUUAUAUCGAUCUUGGACAUUUUCGUCAACAUUAACCCAACAAAAUAUUUGUAGAGAUCUGUUUGCAUCCCAAACUUAUUCUCAACUUUAAAUGUCACUUUUUGAGCCGAAUGCUAUCGACGGCCAAUAUUUUGAAUAACAUUUUUGUAACCGUUUUUUUUUUACAAAAAAGCCUUAAAUUUACAAAAAAAAAAAAAAACGGAAAACAAAGUUGUAAACAUAAUAUUAUACUGAAAUCUGAGUUAUACAUAACUUUACAAUCGUCUUGUACAUAAAUAAUAUUUUCGAAAUAUGUAAAAAGCCACAGAGUCUUUUUAACCGAAAUUCCGAAAAAAAUACAUAACUCAGAGAGUCAACCUAAUAAAGAAUUAACAGCAUGACUACAUAAAAUCAAAUAUCAUAAAAAGUAAUAUAAUGUAAUCUUUGGUCUUAUCAAUAGGUGGUCUCAAAUACCUCUCAAAAGCGAAAAUGUCUUCCGAGAGCAUAUUUGUAUCACAUUGAGUCCAAAGCUCUACCAAAUUAUUGGUAAAGAACCAAAUGAUUGGAAGUAUUCACGAUUUUCCUAAAACCUACAUUUACUAU